AUGCCGACCAAACUUCUGGCCGUCGGAGGCUCGCGCAAGGUGGCGCGUCGCGUCGAGAAACCCGUGCUGUACCACUUCGUCGGUUCUUUCAACAGCGGCAAGGCGACCUUCGCAGCGCAACUCUCCGCAAAGCGCGACGACUUUGACUUACGCCUCACCCUGCACAUGCGUGACAACUACACGAUUGAGUAUGCGCGGCUCAACCCUGACACGAUGGCGGUGCCAACGAUGGAGAUUGACGACAUGGUCUUCACCGACUCGUAUGAUAUGGUCGUCUACCUUAUGGACAACUAUCCUGGAGCCGGCGACAAGGCGGCAAUUGACGCUGGCAAGCGUGCGCAGAUGCUUGAGUUUGUCCACUUCGCAAAGGACUGGGACGAGUACAUGUACACCUACGGUCACAUGGGCGAGCAAACGUCUGAGAUGGCCAACGGGAUCAGACUCGCCCACCUUCGUCAAAAUCUCGCCAAGGUUUUGGACGAGAAGCCCGAGGACAAGGACUUUCUUGUUGACGCCUACGUGAAGAAGAUCGCCAAUGUGCAAACCAUGAAACGGGCGCAGGUGAACGGCGAGCAGAAAACGGCAGACCUACAGGCGAACAUUUCCCAACUCCACAGUGUACUUGCGCGCGGCAGUGAGCUCCUAGAGCAGAAUGGCGGCCGCUUCCUCUUCGGUGACGAUCUGACGACGGCUGACGUGUUCUUUCUGCCCAUCUUUCGCAUGUUUGGCAUGGCGUCCCCCGCCUUCUUCGAUGUGGUAUGGGAGCGACAUUCCGCACUGAAGGCUUACUGGGAGCGCGCGCUGGCGCACCCCGACGUCGACACCGGCUUGAUGAAGUACGUUAGCAAGGGUACGAUGAUCUGCGCGAUGUUUGGCGUUGGAGUCCCACGGUUGAUCCUUUCAUGGAAGCUCGGCCUCAUCGCCACGCCAAGGCUGCCUGACGCUGUCGAGCGUCGCAUCGAUGAGGCCACCGAGCAGAUAUGGGCGAGCAUGGAAGGUCGCAUGAAUGUAUCCUAA
This is a messenger RNA of Emiliania huxleyi CCMP1516, 1017 nucleotides long. RefSeq lists its product as hypothetical. Bases 1 to 1017 code for a protein of 338 amino acids. The transcript has a single exon. The record is from RefSeq and is a predicted model, not a curated record. Gene Ontology annotation, cellular component: cytoplasm. NCBI's taxonomy places the organism in Eukaryota, Haptophyta, Isochrysidales, Noelaerhabdaceae.